AAAUGGAAUCCAUUUCUGAAUUAUCGCCUUUAUCAGCUGUCUCUCCUAUAGAUGGGAGGUACAGCAAGCAAUCUGAAUGCCUUAGACCAUAUUUCAGCGAAUAUGCUCUUAUCAAGCACAGAGUCCUGGUAGAAAUCAAAUGGUUUGAAUUCAUGAUUCAAAGAGGAAUUUUCACCCUAGAUUCUGAGGAUGACUACAAGCAAUUCUUAGAAGACAUCAUCAUCCAAUUUGACUGUGCAGAGGCCGAGAAAGUUAAGGAAAUUGAAGAUGAGACCAAACAUGAUGUGAAAGCAGUUGAGUAUUACCUUAAAGACAAAUUCGACUCUCAUGAAGCUCUGAAGAAAAAGAAAGAAUUCCUACACUUCACCUGAACUAGCGAAGAUAUAAACAACCUUAGUUAUGCUUUGAUGCUUAAGAACGCCGUUGAGGAAGUAAUGCUGCCCAAGUUGGAAGGCUUGAUUGAAAAGAUUAGAGAGAAAGCACAUGAGUAUGCAGAUAUCCCAAUGAUGAGCAGAACUCAUGGGCAAUCAGCCACUCCAACGACUGUUGGAAAAGAGCUUGCAAAUUUCGUCUUCAGAGUAAACAGACAGAUCAAAGUGAUCAAAGAAAUAAAACCUCUGGGAAAAUUUAAUGGAGCAGUCGGAAACUUCAAUGCUCAUGUGGUUACCUUCCCAGAUAUCGAUUGGGAGGAACUUGCUCAGAGCUUUGUUGAGAGCCUUGGAAUUGAGUACAACCCAUACUCAACACAAAUUGAGCCACAUGACUCUUUAGCUCAGAUCUCCAAUGCUUUCUCACUUGCUAAUACCAUUCUGAUUGAUUUUGCAAGAGAUAUGUGGGGAUAUAUCUCAUUGGCUUACUUCAAGCAGCAAACAGUCGCUGGAGAAGUAGGAUCAUCAACUAUGCCUCAUAAAGUGAAUCCUAUCAACUUUGAGAAUGGUGAGGGAAACCUAGGACUUGCAAACUCUGUAUUUGGAUUUUUCACCUCAAAAUUGCCAAUUAGUCGAUUCCAAAGAGACUUAAGUGAUUCUACAGUGAUGAGGAACAUUGGAGUUGCUUUUGCUUACUCUAUUGGGGCAUAUACUGCUCUAGGAAGAGGUCUAGCUAGGAUUGAAGUAAAUAAAGAAACAGUCUUAGAAGAAUUAGACUCUCAUUAUGAACUCUUAGCAGAAGUAGUCCAAACAGUGAUGAGAAAGUACGAGUUGGAGAACCCUUACGAAAAGCUCAAAGAAUUCACAAGAGGAAAGACUGUAACCCAGGAAGACUUUACCAAAUUUAUAGACUCUUUAUCUCUCCCUGAGGAUGAAAAGGAGAAGUUGUUGUCACUUACUCCUUCCAAAUAUGUUGGAUUGGCAGGCAAACUUGCAAAGCAGGUGUAAUCAUUGAAACGCAUAUCUCAAUAAUUUUUUCCAAAUA
Molecule: messenger RNA, 1413 nt
Organism: Moneuplotes crassus
Lineage: Eukaryota; Ciliophora; Spirotrichea; Euplotida; Euplotidae
Source: the annotation of a GenBank genome assembly